Messenger RNA from Aplysia californica (California sea hare), 1558 nucleotides. RefSeq lists its product as uncharacterized. The transcript is spliced from 5 exons. The coding region runs from base 692 to 1189 and encodes 165 amino acids. Lineage: Eukaryota; Metazoa; Mollusca; Gastropoda; Aplysiida; Aplysiidae. The record is from RefSeq and is a predicted model, not a curated record.
CUUACCUCUCUUUUUAUGUCACAUUCUUUCUCUUUCCCCCUUUUCCCGUUCGUCAUCUUCUGUUUCCCGUUAGUCCAAAACAAGAAAUCUCACCCCCGCAUAGAACCACCCCCCCUCCCCCAAACCACCGUAACCCAUCCCACCCCAUACUACGACACUCCAUCAUUAUUAUGAUUAUUAAUUUUCUGCUUGAUCUGCACACACCUUUUCUGAUUGGACAAGGAACGAACCCCACGCUGGAAGCGGUGGAGAGCCUGCCGUAUACGUCACCAGUUCCUGUGCCAAUACUGUGCCCCGUGAGUCGCGCGCGCCCCCUGCCUUAGCAACAGACGCCACGCCAUUUCGUCACCAAGAGAGUCUGACAGCGCUCGCAAGAGAGCGUAGGUAGAUACCGCUGUUUAAAAACCAUAACGCUUACCGCGUGAACGGAGCAAACCAUUAAGAAAGCAGGAAAAACAAGAAUUGAUUUAGACACGGAACCCACAGCAGCUAGAACUUUGAGCUUCUUUAGAAUCCUUGAGACUCCGCCAGCAACUUAGUUUGAAACCAAAGCAGAGAAACGAAUUUUGUGUUUUUAUUAAUUCCAACAAAUUUUUGGCGAAGUUUGAAAAAGUUUGUUCCGAAAGCUGAAAGAGUUCCGACUGCAGAAACAGAAAAAACCACAGACAGAACAAUCUACAAGAAACAUACAAUGAAGCAAGCUCACCUGUCCCUUGCACUGGUAAUUGGACUCGUGUCCUUGACCCUAUGUAACUCCGCCCCCAUGGACAGCUCGGCGGAAGCGGCUUCAUACAUGAAGUGGCCAGAAAUAGAGUCCGAAGGGGAGCAAUACUGGGACCUUCCAAAAGAACCAUCCGCUUUGAAACCACAAUCGACGGGAAGCGACCUUGAAGGUGACGUCAGCUUAGGGUCAGAUUUCACGCAACCAAAGAACAGGCUACCUUUCGUACUCGACGAGAACUUGCUGUUGAGGCUGAGAAACGAACUUGCAGCCCUCCGAGACCAUCAGCUGGCAGCGUCAGACCAACAGGGGUCGGGUAUGGAGAAAAAGUUCAAGCCGAGCGGGUUUAUGGGCAGCAGAGGCAAGCGGUUUAUGCCAGGACUUGAGUCUCUCCUUCUGGCCAAAUAUUAUCAAGAUGCAAAAUGGAAGAGGCAGCCCCAUCUGGGAUUCCACGGAUCACGGGGAUGAGAAGUGUCCCUGACCUUGCUCUUGACUUCAGGCAAGCUGAGUCAUUGGCGCUGUCUCCAGAAACAAGGACGACACGUUGUUCUGUAGAUGAUGAUGCUUUUAGUACCAAGAAGGAUGGGGUGGGGGUGGGGGUGGGGAGGGUGGGCAGGGGGUGGUAGUGGGAUUAGUUUAUGGAUUGGCUGAGAUGUAGUGAAUGUAUUUGCUCAUUAAAAGUAAAAACAGACAAAAAUUAGUGUUGAGUCAUUUUCUUUCUUUGUUUUUCGGUCUAACUCUAAACCAACUACAACUAUUUUUAUGCUGGGCAUGUGGGGAGUAAUGUGGGAAGAUUAUAAUACCAUACUUAUUAAAAAUGUAUAUUCAAAACAGAAA